AUGGAAGAAAUUCCUAGAGAGCUUGUCCUCAAAUGGGACCAGACUGGGAUCAGAUUGGUCCCUUCUUCUACUUGGACAAUGGAAAGGAAAGGUGAACGUCGUGUGGAAAUGGUCGGAGUUAAUGACAAACGACAAAUUACUGCCAUAUUUUGUGGCAAUGCUAUGGGAGAUUUCCUUCCAAUUCAAUUGAUUUAUAAGGGAAAAACACCUCGUUGUCAUCCUCGGUUCAAAUUCCCCACUGACUUUAAUGUGACACACUCGCGUAACCAUUGGUCCAAUGAGGAUACUAUGAUUGAAUACAUCGGCAAUAUUAUUCUGCCUUAUGUAGCUUGUGUAAGGGAGCGACUCAAUACUGAUAGUGCUGCCCUUGUAAUCAUGGAUAAUUUUAAAGGCCAAGCUACACCUAAAGUCAUUCAAUACUUGCAAGACAAUAAUAUCCUUAUCUCAUGGCUUCCUCCCAAUACCACAGACCGGCUGCAACCUAUGGAUCUGUCAGUGAAUAAGCCAGCGAAGGUAUAUCUGAAAAACAAGUUUGAUGAGUGGUAUUCUGAAAUGGUGACCCAGCAAUUAGAAGGCAAGGAUAUUGAAGACCUAGAAGAUUUGGAACUCACACCUGUUGAUCUAGGGAUGCCAGUCCUAAAAGAAAUAUCAGCGAAAUGGUUUGUUGAGAUGUUUCAAUACAUGAGUGAAAACCCACAGUUCAUUGUUAAUGGUUUCGUUCAUUCUGGAAUUAGUUCAGCGAUAGAUGGAGUCAUUGAUAUGGGAUCAACAGAAAGUAAAGGAAUUAGUGAUACUGAUGAUACAACCGAUGAAGGUAGUGAAGAAACUAGUGAUAUUGAUGAUGAUACCGUAACUAGUAGCAAGAGGGAUUUAGAGGACACCUCAGAUGAUGAUGAUGAAUAA
This is a messenger RNA of Amphimedon queenslandica, 903 nucleotides long. RefSeq lists its product as uncharacterized. Lineage: Eukaryota; Metazoa; Porifera; Demospongiae; Haplosclerida; Niphatidae. Gene Ontology annotation, cellular component: nucleus. The transcript has a single exon. Gene Ontology annotation, molecular function: DNA binding. The record is from RefSeq and is a predicted model, not a curated record. The coding region runs from base 1 to 903 and encodes 300 amino acids.